Molecule: messenger RNA, 1413 nt
Organism: Rhagoletis pomonella (apple maggot)
Lineage: Eukaryota; Metazoa; Arthropoda; Insecta; Diptera; Tephritidae
Product: kelch-like protein 1
Source: RefSeq, a predicted model, not a curated record
GUGACUUGUGAGGAAGAUGCCUUUCAUGCUGUGAAGCAGUGGUAUGAAUACGAUGCUUCUGGGCGGCAACAAAAACUUCCAGAUUUAAUCAGUAGCUUACGCUUGACCCUUUUUGACACAAAGUUCUUAUUGAGAAAUGUCCAAACACUUCCUGGAUGUGAGCCAUUGGCAUUCAAGGCAAUAUCGUGGAUUUCGCUUCCUUCAGACCGUGCAAUGAUAUCGAUAAAGUACACAGAACCUCGCAGAAGUAUAUGCAAAAUGUCGGCAGAGACAACUUUGCUUGCGGUGCAAGCUUAUGAUCUUAAAGGCACAAUUUUUCAAUAUAACCAAACUGGGGAUGAAUGGCAAAAAUACGCUCAAGUAGAACAUGAUGCAGCCGCAUACGGCAUGGUUGUUAUGGAAGACAAUAUUAUUUACAUUGGUGGUGCAAGAAAUGGUGAAAUAAUUAACGGUGUUAAAAGCUGGAGCUUAAAAAACGAAAAAGUGGAGGACAUUGCCUUCAAUGAUUCUGUCAAGACGUUGGCCAAGUGUUGUACUAUUAAAUGGAAAUGUAUACGCGAUUGGUGGAGAUAACUCAGAUCGACAAUAUACAAAGUCUGUGGAAAAGUAUUCCCCCGGUAGCGAAUGGACAUUAGUUAGCAGUAUGAUAACACCACGAAGCCAGGCAGGCGCAGUGGCGUUUAAUGACAAAAUAUUCGUUAUGGGAGGCAUCACUGAAAAAUGCGAAUUAAAAUCUGUUGAAUGUUACGACCCAUCUUUGAAUACUUGGACACAGUGCGGGGAUAUGAAUGAAGCUCAUAAUUUUCCCGGGGUAGCUGCACACAAAGGAUGCAUAUAUGUUUUAGGUGGAUGUGAGGAAAAUAAAAUUGUAGAGCGUUAUGAGCCUCAAAGUAACAAUUGGACAAAGGUGAGCUAUUUGCACAUUGGACGUGGAUGCAUGGGUUGUGUUUUGAAAGAUGACCAACUUUGGGUUGUCGGAGGCGACCAAAAUGAAAAGAUGAAAUAUUGCGUAUCAGUUUACUAUCCAGAAUGUAAUAAAUGGGUCAGAAAGAAGUCAGUACCUGAAGCUGGUCGAUAUAGCUGUUAUGUUGUGCCCAAAGUUCUACUUCAAAGUGAAUGAAAAAUAUGAAAAUUUAAGAAGUAUUUAGCUGCAUAGUUGUAGACUUUCUAGGGAAAAUUUUGCUGAAGAAAUUCAUAUUUUGGCGCAAAUGUGCAGACAAGGGGGAGGAGACUAUAGGUGCAUUCUUCUACAACCGAGCUACAAAAGGACACUCGCUUAAAUGACGAAAUACACGUAAAGCAACAAUACAAACUCUGCUAUUUAUCCAAAUUCAGCCAAGAGUAGUGUUGUUAAGAGAAAAAACUGCUCUAUUGUGAAUUGUUAAUGGGAAAGUGGAGAGGGAAAUUUUUGUU